Molecule: messenger RNA, 1301 nt
Organism: Aspergillus heteromorphus CBS 117.55
Lineage: Eukaryota; Fungi; Ascomycota; Eurotiomycetes; Eurotiales; Aspergillaceae
Product: Zn(II)2Cys6 transcription factor
Exons: 3
Biological process (GO): regulation of transcription by RNA polymerase II; DNA-templated transcription
Cellular component (GO): chromatin
Molecular function (GO): RNA polymerase II cis-regulatory region sequence-specific DNA binding; DNA-binding transcription factor activity, RNA polymerase II-specific; zinc ion binding
Source: RefSeq, a predicted model, not a curated record
GAUGACCAUCACUUCCUGUCUCCUCGUAUCCGGUAGCCCAAAUGCAUUCUCAUUCUUAUUCCCAUGAACAUAAUUUCUUCUCCUCAUGCUCCAGAUCACAUCUCUCCCUGCCAGAAUCAAAAUCCAUGAGCCAGCAUAAACAAUAAGCCCACCCAAAGCCCAUCCAUCCAUAUCCACCAAACAAUGAAGAACCCCAGAGCCAGAACUAGAACCACCACCAGCACCACCAGCACCACCACCACAACUAAACAUCAAGAAAACCAUCCCUGCCAGUAUCCCGGAUGCCAUGCCCACUACCGACGAAAAGAGCACCUCCGCCGCCAUGCAAUCCAACAUAUACGUGAUCAAUCCUUCCCGUGUCCGAUCUGCAGUCAGCAGUUUGGUCGAAAUGACACCCUCCGUCGCCAUCUUCGCGUGAAACACCACCAGCAUCAACCUGCACUGCGCAUUCGUCGAGCAUGCGCGAAUUGCCGGGCCGUCAAGGCAAGAUGUGAAGGGAAGCCUGUCUGUACGGAGUGUCGAAGGAGAGGGAUUUCGUGUUCUUCUUCUUCUUCUCCUGGACAUGAACAGGGAGGGGAGUCUGUCUUUGAUGCUUGUGAUUCUUCUGCUCUUGGUGAUGAAGAUGCCACAGUUACUGUUCUUUCUGAGUUGCAGAAGUCGAGUCCACGAUUACCAUCGGUACAGCAGCCACGGCCCAACUUCCUGAAAGAGGAAUACUACGUGAAUGUCUUCUUCGAGAAGUUCCACCCACACUGGCCAUUCAUCCACCGAGGCACAUUCCGCGUACGCCACGAGAUGCCGAUACUGAUUCACUCGAUGGUCGUGAUUGGGCUGUGGGUUAGCGGUGACGAGAGUGUGCGAUCUGUCGCAGUGGAACUCCAUGAACGGGUGAAUUCGGCGAUAUUGGAUCAAAAGGAGAAGUGGGCCCUCCCAACCCCAACCCAAACCCAAAAGCCCACCACCACCACCACCACCACCACAACAACAACAACAACAACCACUAGACCCCCCUGGCCCAUCCCCCUCUACCAAGCCAUCCUCUUAAACAUCAUCUUCUCCCUGAUACUUCACCCCCCCUCCCACCUCACCCUCACCCUCAAGCCCACCAUCAGUAUUACCCACCCAACCACGUCCUUCCUCCUCCGCUCCCUCGUCCGCAGCUGCCGCCUCCACGGCAUGUUCUAUUUCCCGAACAUGAUCGCUCAGUUCGAUGUAGGCAUCACGCAGUAUAUCCUUGUCAGUGUGGAGGAGGUGAAAAGGCUUGUUCUGGCGCUGUGGAGGGUUUGUGCGAUGGUUUGCAC